UAAAAUUGGCUUAUCGUAUGAUUAAGUUCGUGUUUUGACAUAAUUUUGUUGUACAUUUUAUUGCAUUUACAGCUAAAGAAAUAUACUAAAUAUGGCUGAUAAAAGUCAAAGCGUUUGUGACAUAAAUGGAUCAAAUUUUAAUUCUGAUUUGUAUUUAAAAAACAUUUUAAAGGAUUAUUCAUUGAAACAAAUAAUUGAUCACGAAGCGGAUAUAGUAAAGGAUACUCAAUCACUACAUUCCGAAAUGCAAACAUUGGUGUACGAGAACUACAAUAAAUUUAUAUCAGCAACAGAUACAAUAAAAAAAAUGAAAACAGAUUUCAAGAAAAUGGAAACAGAAAUGAAUUUGCUUGCAUCUAAUAUGGAUUCAAUUACUUCAUUUAGUGAACAAAUUUCUUACACAUUACAGGACACACGGCAGCAAAUAACAAAACUCUCCGGUGUUCAUUCAUUAUUAAGAAGACUGCAGUUUCUAUUUAAAUUGCCCUCAAAAUUGAAAGAAAAAAUGGAAGAAAAAAAUUACUCAGAGGCUGUGCAAGAUUAUAUGCAAGCACGGAGAGUUCUCGAACAAUAUGGAAAACAUCCAUCAUUUAAAGGUAUUCAAGAGGACUGCGAUGUAAUAAUCGUUUCAUUAAAAUGCCAAUUACACAGUGAAUUUGAGGUGGCACAUAGCACAGUACAGGAACUAGCAACAUCAACUGAACUUUUGUUACAGCUGGGAGAGGAUUGUGAAAUACUAAGCAAAGAAUUUUUGAAGGGAUGUACGAACAGAUUAGGAGAGCAACUAGUUCUCUUACAGGACCAAACAGAAGACAAAGAUAUGUUGGAAUUUGUUGAUCUUGGUUGUGAUGGUUUCAUUUCUGAUUUGUGCUUUGUAGUAACAUCGUAUAUGGAUAUGUUCAAUGAAAGAACAUAUAAUCAGAUAUCCAUCAGCGAUGAAGUUGAAAAUGAGUUAAAUAAUUUGUUGAAAAAGUUUAUAAAUAAAAAUAUGGAAAAAUAUUUAAAUUUGGUACAAGAUCGAGUUGAUAGUGACACUGGAGUAGCUGAUAUAUUAGUCAUGCUGAGGGGUUUAGAUAGAUUUCAUAGAAGAAUUCAAGCUAUGACGUCUAUUUGUAAAGAUUGUAACUUCUUAAGUUUGAGUACUGAUAUAAUUAUCGAUGCAGCUAAUAAACAAUGCAAACAUCAAUUAAAAUCAUUAGAAUUGCAUUUUAACCAAAGCGUAACAUCUAUUAGGCAAACUCUUGCUACAAAUGGAAAUAGUGCUUUUAAAUCUGAUUCUGUUACUCUAGAUGGUAGUUUGAAUGAUUUAAUGUCCAAUCUUGUAUUGACUACCAUUGAAAAAUGCAAGGUUGUGCUUAAAGAUUUGAUGGUAUUUUUACAACCAGAAUUGACAUUUAAUGUUAAAUCUGAAUUUCGAGCGUCCUUAUGCUUUAAUGGCAUAAGAGAAGGUCUUAUUGUAGAAUUUCUACAUUACAUAACGGAAACAGUGAGAGAUUUUUGUUCUCCAAAUAAUACCAGCAAUGUCCCUCCAGAAUUGUUAUUAAUUUUAUGCAAAUUGUGUUUUGAAUUUGAAAACACAGGUGUCCAUACAUUAAUAUCCUUAUGUGAUGAAUGGUAUGAUAUAGAUGCUAUGAAUUAUCCAAAUUUAACUAUUGACACUGAUAUUUGCGCUGACAUGCAUGAUUCUGCUCAAAUCCUCAUAAACGCAUAUGUUAAAAUGCAGGGAUUAAGUAUUUCUCAGAUGCUUAGAAAAAGUGUUGAAACUAGAGAUUGGUUGAAUACUAUUGAGCCUAGAACUGUAAGGGCUGUUAUGAAGAGAGUAGUGGAAGAGCUUGGUCGUUUAGAAAAGCAUUUGUCUGGAAUGUUUGUAGAUGGAGGUACAACCCAAAGCAGUGACAGUAGCAGAAAAACUCACAGUUUCUCAGUAUCUCGACAACAUCUUAGAUCAAGUUGGUCAAGUUUUGGUCCAUCGCAAUUGGAUUCCACUCUUGUCUCUAAUAUUCAUAAACUUUUUUCUGAAAGAAUUGAUAUGUUCACUUCUGUUAGCUUUACCAAAGUAUCAAUUUUAACAGGCAUUAUCAAAAUUAGCCUUAAGACUUUGCUAGAGUGCAUAAGGCUAAGAACAUUCAGUAAAUUUGGCUUGCAGCAAGUUCAAGUUGAUACACAUUAUUUGCAAUUAUACCUAUGGAGAUUUGUAUCUGAUGAAAAUCUUAUACACUUUUUAUUGGAUGAAAUUCUUGGAUCUGCUGUACAUAGGUGUUUGGAGCCCGUGCUUAUGGAACCCAGUAUUGUGGAAAUUAUUUGUGAGAGAAGCUAAUAUUUUAUAGGAAAUAUUCAAUUACUAGUAGCUUAAAA
Messenger RNA from Ctenocephalides felis (cat flea), 2355 nucleotides. RefSeq names its product vacuolar protein sorting-associated protein 51 homolog (gene Vps51). Gene Ontology annotation, cellular component: membrane; GARP complex; EARP complex. The coding region runs from base 92 to 2317 and encodes 741 amino acids. The record is from RefSeq and is a predicted model, not a curated record. The transcript has 16 exons. NCBI's taxonomy places the organism in Eukaryota, Metazoa, Arthropoda, Insecta, Siphonaptera, Pulicidae. Gene Ontology annotation, biological process: retrograde transport, endosome to Golgi; lysosomal transport; Golgi organization.